Messenger RNA from Brassica oleracea var. oleracea, 1080 nucleotides. Its product is annotated as myelin transcription factor 1-like protein. The transcript has 6 exons. The record is from RefSeq and is a predicted model, not a curated record. Lineage: Eukaryota; Viridiplantae; Streptophyta; Magnoliopsida; Brassicales; Brassicaceae. Bases 97 to 858 code for a protein of 253 amino acids.
CCAAGCUCUCUGCACCGUACAGAGUCUCUCCUCUUUCUUUUGACUCUGGUCCUUUCCGACAGAUUUUCGAUUUCUUGAUUUAGGGAGCAGAGAAAAAUGAUAAAGAGGCGGUUUUACAAGCUUGAGCAUGGUGAUAAGGACAGUGGAUCCGACUCCUCUUGCUUCUCUUCUGAUUCCGAUCCUGAAUCUGAAGAAGAAGAGUCAGAGCAAUCCCAAUCCGAAGAUGCCGUUGCAGAAGGUUCUGAAGACGAUGAUGAUUCCGUCUCAGAGGGUGGAGAAGAAGAAGAUGACUCCCCAGCUGCUGAUGUUGAAGACGAUGAUGAAGACUCUGAUGGUGAUGCCUAUCGAGGGAGAUAUGAGAAGACGUCGAUGCAAUACGGUUUGGAAGAACCACCGGAAGAAGAGGAAGAUAACUAUAUUCUGGGUUGUAUGAUUAAGUGCAAAUCGGUUUACAAGUGCAGAUAUUGCCCAAACACCAUUUGUUUGAACGAGAGGACUAUGCAAGAGCAUGUUUCAUCCAAGAAUCAUGCUCGUUCUGAGAAAUUAAUGAAAGAAGCGAAGCUUGGAACUGAUGAUGAAGAUGUUGAUGAUCCAGAGACGCCAUCUCAGGAGAAGCAGAUAAAAGGGAACAGAAGAUCACAAAGAAAGGGUAAGAGAUCUCAAAAACAAGGAAAGCUCAGAACCGAAGUGGAUAACCCAGAGACGCCAUCUCAGGAGAAGCAGGUAAAGGGAAACAGAAAAUCACGAAGACAGGGUAUGAUAUCACAAAAACAGGAACAGGGUUCGUCUAUCACGGAUGGAGAAAAAGCACAUGCGACGGCUAAAACUAGAAAGAAAAUGCGCCAAACUAAGGAUUGAGACUAGUGUGGAGCUCCAGCAAUAUGAAAGGUUCAUUCAUAUUCAUCUUUUCUUGAAGGAAACAUAGUUGGAGAGUGGGUUGGCUAUGAGUCAGAUCUUUUUACUUGCAAGUUUUGUCUACAAAAUAUGUUGCCUGUAACUGAUAUAUGGUUUUGAUUAAUUGAGUUUUGAUUAUAUACAGUUCUUGUGUUUCUGUUUUAUGCAAUUUGGAUCUUGUCUAGA